Messenger RNA from Vigna radiata var. radiata (mung bean), 588 nucleotides. RefSeq lists its product as uncharacterized. The transcript has 3 exons. The coding region runs from base 1 to 588 and encodes 195 amino acids. NCBI's taxonomy places the organism in Eukaryota, Viridiplantae, Streptophyta, Magnoliopsida, Fabales, Fabaceae. Gene Ontology annotation, molecular function: zinc ion binding; nucleic acid binding. The record is from RefSeq and is a predicted model, not a curated record.
AUGCGGGUGGUAUUCCGUGUGCAGAAGGUUAGCAAUGUGAUUGAAGGAGAAUCAAUGAUUGACUCUUCAGCCAAGGAAGCAUGGAACAUCCUUGUUCGUUGUCACUCUGGAGGAGAAAAAGUCAAGAAAGUUAGGUUACAAACCUUGAGGAAACAGUACGAGCACUUGGAGAUGGAAGACAGUGAUAAGAUCUUGAGAUCAAUGCCUGCUGCAUUUGAUCAUAUCGUUGUAACCAUUGAAGAAACCAGAUACAUGGAGAAACUUAAGAUUGAAGAGCUACAAAGCGCAUUUGAAGCGUAUGAGAUGCGACAAAAUGGAAGAAAGAAACAUGAUGAUCAAGCCUUAAGAACCCAACAUGUUUCUGGUGAGGGAAAGAAAAAGUCGAAUAAGUGGAAAAGUAAGGAUUUCGGUCAGAAGAAGAAAUGGAAGAAAGAAACAUAUGAACAAGAAGAAAAGAGUGAUACCUCUAACAAGAAGGGUGUCACAAAGAAACAAUAUACGAAAAAGGAGAAGAAAAACAUGGAAUGUUUCGUGUGUCACAAGAAAGGUCAUCUUUCUUAUGAAUGUUGGUUCAACAAGGAUGCUUAG